AUGGCAUCAGAUUCAAAUCUUACAAUUGCCACGAUUGAAGAUUUUUCAUCCGUUGACAUGGCACGGCUAUCGCUUAAGGGAACACCCUGUUAUAAUUCUGAAUCGCAAAUCAGAGGCGAAGAACAUCCGCAGGAAGAGCAGGCAGAUCAGAUUCCACCCAUCUUCAGCCUCCCAAGAGAGCUCAUCGGAAAUAUACAAUCAUACCUCCAGUACUAUGACCUCAAGUCCCUCCGCAGCGUUUCCAAAGCUGGCAGCGAGGCGAUUCUUCCAGAGGAUAUCAAGAAAUCCCGACUCGAGCUGAGGGCCAAACUUUGGGCCGCCGAGAAAGCAAAAUUUGCAGAAGUACAAAGCAACGAGGGACCAUUUGACAAAUGGGGAGGUCGCUGGUACUCUACUCAAAGGAAAUACAACGGAUCAAAAGGGGGUUACUUCGGCAUUUACGACUUGCUCCCUUUCACCUGUUAUUCUUGCUUCGAACAAUUGUCGAUAAGCCAUUUUUCUGACAGUCAGUCGCUCGGCCGCAGAGCUUAUGGCCAUGAAGAUGCCAGAAUGCGAUUCUGCACCACUUGCGCUAUAGAGAAGUCUAUCUGGCGCCCUGGUGAGCGUGUAAGAAUAUCCCACAAAUUGCGCAUCUUUUGCAAAGGCUGCAAAACGCUCCAGAAAGGAGAUCCCGAUUACCGGAAGUUCGGGUUUUGUUCAAAGAAGUGUCAGGAUGAGACCAAUGGUCUGUGGCAAUCAGCUACAGAGCUGGACCCUUUCCUCAAUCGUGCUGCUCGAUGCCUUGCCUGCUGGAUCACCGACCACACCGUAAGGCCAGUGGAAGGUGGCCUCAGAACUCUCUGCCCUGAAUGUGGAGCCAAGGAAGGGUUGGUGCUUUCUUCUCCAACUUGA
This is a messenger RNA of Exophiala bonariae, 891 nucleotides long. RefSeq lists its product as uncharacterized. The coding region runs from base 1 to 891 and encodes 296 amino acids. Gene Ontology annotation, molecular function: protein binding. The record is from RefSeq and is a predicted model, not a curated record. The transcript has a single exon. NCBI's taxonomy places the organism in Eukaryota, Fungi, Ascomycota, Eurotiomycetes, Chaetothyriales, Herpotrichiellaceae.